Molecule: messenger RNA, 372 nt
Organism: Dentiscutata heterogama
Lineage: Eukaryota; Fungi; Glomeromycota; Glomeromycetes; Diversisporales; Gigasporaceae
Source: the annotation of a GenBank genome assembly
AUGCCACAAUCAUCUAAAUAUUUCUAUACGUGUUUAACUUCUGAAACAGCAAUCCAAAUAUUUACUAAUCAUCAAUUGAAAAAGAAACAAAAGGAAGAAAUCUUAAGAUCUAAUGAUAAAAUUGUUAUUUAUACAGAUGGUUGUUGUAAAACUAAUGACAAGGGGUGUUUUGCUGGAAUUGGGAUUUAUCACGAGGAUGGAAGUAAACAAAUCACUGAGUCAUUACCAGGUUCAUUACAGGAUAACAAUCAUGCGGAAAUUUAUGCGGUAGUUCGUGCUCUUGAAAUAUGCGAAAAUCGAGAAAAGGUACUUGAGAUUAGGACCGAUAGCAGAAAUGUGGUUAACGCGUUUGAAAGUUGGAUCAACAUAUAG